AUGGCGGCAGGAGGGACAUUGUCAUUUUCGGUAGCGUCCAUGGUGGAGGAUGUGCUUCAACAGCAUGGUACUCGCGUCGGAGAUCUCAAUUUGGAGUCUAGAAAAGCUGAGGAAGCUGCAUCAAGAAGAAAUGAGGCUGCUGGGUGGCUUAGAAAGAUGAUCGGUGUUGUUGUGGCUAAAGAUUUGCCUGCUGAGCCUUCCGAGGAAGAGUUUAGGCUUGGAUUGAGAAGUGGGAUUAUCCUCUGCAACGCUAUCAAUAAGGUUCAACCUGGAGCUGUGCCCAAGGUGGUAGAAAGUCCAUGUGAUUCAGCUUUGAUCCCUGAUGGGGCGGCAUUGUCUGCGUUUCAGUACUUCGAGAAUGUGAGAAACUUCCUUGUUGCUAUUCAAGAAAUGGGGCUUCCCACGUUUGAGGCUUCCGAUUUGGAACAAGGAGGGAAAUCUGCAAGGGUUGUGAAUACAGUUCUGGCACUUAAAUCCUACAGUGACUGGAAACAGACUGGGGGUAAUGGCAUAUGGAAAUUUGGUGGAAAUAUAAAACCUACUACGUCAGCCAAGUCUUUUGUAAGAAAAAAUUCCGAGCCAUUCACGAACUCGUUGUCAAGGACCUCCUCAAUGAAUGAAAAACCGUUGGCUGCUCAGGCCUCUGAUCUUGAUUCUAAUAAAAUGUCUAGUUCUCGCACCUUUAGUAUGCUUGUCCGUGCACUUCUAUUAGAUAAGAAGCCUGAAGAAGUUCCAGUGGUGGUAGAGUCUGUGCUAAGCAAGCUCGUGGAGGAAUUUGAGCAACGUAUUGCCAGCCAAUAUGAAUUGACAAAAACAACUCCGAAAGAUGCGGCUGUUUCUCACAGCAAAAAGCCUUCAAUGAAAUUCGCUUCUGGUGACAAAAUGAUGGAAGACAAAAACUCGUUCAAUAAAAGUUACGUCUCUGAAGAGGAAUCAAAAGGUCGGCUGCUUAAGCAGCAAAUGAUCUUCGAUCGACAACAAAGAGAUGUUCAGGAACUAAAGCAAACUCUUCACACUACAAAAUCUGGUAUUCAGUUUAUGAAAAUGAAGUUCCAUGAGGAGUUCAACAAUAUUGGUUUGCAUAUUCACAGCCUAGCUCAUGCUGCGAGUGGGUAUCACAGAGUACUUGAGGAAAACCGAAAGCUUUACAAUCAAGUCCAAGACCUCAAAGGAAGUAUCAGGGUUUAUUGUCGAGUGAGACCUUUCUUAUCUGGACUUUCAAACUAUAUGAGCACUGUGGAUCACAUAGAAGAUGGAAAUAUCACUAUUAACAUCCCCUCAAGACAUGGGAAAGGACGUAGGUCCUUCAACUUUAACAAAGUCUUUGGGCCAUCUGCAACCCAAGCGGAUGUUUUCUCUGAUAUGCACCCACUGAUUCGGUCUGUCCUUGAUGGUUACAAUGUUUGUAUUUUUGCAUAUGGCCAAACAGGAUCAGGGAAGACUUACACUAUGACUGGACCCAGAGAGCUUACAGAGAAAAGCCAAGGUGUAAAUUAUAGGGCAUUGGGAGACUUGUUUCUGAUAGCAGAUCAAAGAAAGGACACUUUCAACUAUGAUGUUUCUGUUCAGAUGAUUGAGAUCUAUAACGAGCAAGUCCGAGAUCUUCUUACAGGUCUCAGCGUGCCUGACGCAAAUCUUAUUCGUGUCUCAUCAACAUCUGAUGUUAUUGAUCUGAUGAACCUUGGACAAAGAAAUCGUGUUGUGGGUGCAACUGCCCUAAACGACCGUAGUAGUCGCUCUCACAGUUGCUUGACUGUUCAUGUUCAAGGAAGGGAUUUGACAUCUGGAGCUAUUCUUCGUGGCUGUAUGCAUCUGGUUGAUCUUGCAGGGAGUGAGAGGGUAGACAAAUCUGAGGUGACCGGAGAUAGAUUAAAAGAAGCUCAACAUAUUAACAAGUCACUCUCGGCUUUAGGGGAUGUGAUUGCUUCCCUUGCCCAAAAGAACUCACAUGUCCCUUACAGAAACAGCAAACUAACACAGCUGCUCCAAGAUUCACUUGGUGGACAAGCCAAGACACUUAUGUUUGUUCACAUAAGUCCUGAGCCAGAUGCUGUUAGUGAAACAAUAAGUACACUUAAAUUUGCAGAGCGAGUAGCCACAGUUGAACUUGGUGCUGCCCGGGUAAACAAAGAUAGUACAGAUGUCAAAGCACUCAAAGAACAGAUUGCUGGUCUUAAGGCAGCACUAGCCAGGAAAGAGGAGGAAGAUGAACACAAUAAACGCCCAGCCUCUGGUGGCUCCGAUAAAUAUAGGACAAAAGCUAGUGAAUUGUCACCUUUUCAUUCCAAACAUCAGGGUACAGACAUGCUAGGCAAUCAGAUUGGCUGCCGGCAACCAAUGGGCAAUGUAGUGAUCACUGAGCCCCACAACAAUUCGGCCUCAAGGCAAAAAAGAGAGAGCUUUGAUCUUGAUGAGCUACUAGUGAAUUCACCUCCCUGGCCCCCAGUUGAAAGUCCUAGCCAGAAUUAUGGGGAGGAUGAUAAAGACAUGGGCUCGGGUGAGUGGGUGGAUAAGGUUAUGGUGAACAAGCAAGAAGCAGCAAGCAGAGCUGGAAAUCCUUUAGGAUGCUGGGGAGCAGACAAUGGGAAUUUAACUGAUGUUUUCUACCAGAAAUAUCUCCAGGAUUCUUCCAAGGUUUAUACAGAACAGUCGUACAAUAUGUUCAUGGGAAGCAACGGGUUCAAUGUCGCUAGUACAGAUGACAUGGAUGAUCUUGAUGCUGCCACCAGUGACUCUUCAGAGCCAGAUCUGCUCUGGCAAUUCAAUCAGACUAAACUUACUAACAUGGGCAAUGGCAUUGGGUCAAAGACCAAGAAAUCUAAUGCAAAGCAAGUGAAAAGCCCAGAUCUAAGCAAGAGCUUUAAUCCUUCUUCUCUAGGCCCUUCACCUUCACGGAAACCUUUGAAUGGGGUGCCACAUAGGAUUGCAAGGCAGCCAGCUCCAGCUGAGAUGAAACGCAAAGCUGGGAAUAGAAAGUAG
Molecule: messenger RNA, 2979 nt
Organism: Prunus armeniaca (apricot)
Lineage: Eukaryota; Viridiplantae; Streptophyta; Magnoliopsida; Rosales; Rosaceae
Source: the annotation of a GenBank genome assembly